GUGCGCUCUCACUCUCUCUCUCUCUCUCUCUCAUUCUCGAACGCUCGGUCGUUUUCGCGCGCGCGCAGACACACACACACACACACACACGUACACGCCAGAAGUUCUCGUGUGGCUGCAGCGCUCGCGCUCGUCAGUGAGCUUCACUCGUGAGAGGAUUAUGUUGUUUGACAGAAUGGAUUAGGAGUGAAAAAACUUUGUGUGUGUUUUUUUUGAGGAAUAAGAAAAAGAAGGAGAAGGAGAGAGAGGGGGGGGGGACGGAGUACAAAUGUUCUGGAUAAUUAUUCUGGACUUUGCUCACCCGUGUGUGUCUGCUGUCUAACACUUUUCAUGGUACUUCAUAUCAGUUAGACAUCAGAUAUCAGAUGGUCGAUUUGGAGCGUUUUUUCCCGUUAAAACUCUUAACCACCAUAAAGUGUGUAAACCUUUAAACUUUUAUAUUCGUUUUUUUUUUUUUUUUUUUUUUUUAAUUUUUUAUUAUUUUUUUAACGAUGGACUUUCUCUAUAAAGUCUUAAAUUUUUCUACUUUUGUCAGCGUCCUCCAGGUACUCGGUGACCAGGCUGUACCGUCCAAGCAUCCAGGCCUGGAUGUGCUGGCCACAGCGUCACACUACUGGCCCCUGGAUGAUGUAGACGGGAUCCGCAGCCUGAGGGACCAGAUUGGGAAUAGAACAGCACUCAGAAUCCACAACCACACUGUCCUGCCUGCCCAUAACUCUUCCUCUGUGUACACCAAUGACUCCGCCUACACUAAUAUUUCCGUCUCUGUAGACAUCGUAGAAGGAGUGGUGAACAAAGGCAUCUAUCUGAACGGAGACCGCGGGGCCACCUUCCUCCACUUCGGCAACUACAAGAACUCGUGCAUCAGCGACCCCACUCUGUGUGGACCACAAGGGAUCACGUUCUCCUUCUUCUGGAAGAACCAGGAGUCGCAUUCGCGCUUCGCUGUGAUGUCAGGAGGGAAGAUCAUCUCCAACGGCUUCUCGGUCUACACCAACCCCUUGGGAGGAUAUGUGGAGUUCUACACCAGACGAAACUCUCAACGCUGGAAAGCAAACAUUAACCUGCCAGGACCUUUCUGGACGCACAUCCUGUUCACGUGGACCCUUAAAGACGGCCUGAAGAUCUACAUCAACGGCACGUUCGGCAUCGGCGACCCGAAAGGCGACGUGUCGCAGAAUUACGGCAAUACGUACGCGGAUUUGGUGAUCGGGACGGGAUCCAGCCACUCGUACGGGCACUACGUCACCGCGUCCUUUGAUGAGUUUGUCAUUUGGGAGCGAGCGCUUUCAGCCAAAGAGAUCUGGCUCUACUAUAAAGCUGCCAUAGGCGAAGACGUGGUUUAUCCCCCGACUACCGAGUCUCCGUCUUCCGUCCGCGCCACGACAGACGCCCUUCUGCAGGAAACAGCAGCAUCACCCCACAGCACUGUCUCUAACUUCACAGAGAUUCAUGACUCAGUGUCCAUGUCUCUGCAAGGCUUCCUCCAGUCUUCCUUCAUUCUGCCCAAUAGGACUAUUCCUAAGGACACGGCUCACAAUCUGACACAGUCAUUUCUGAAGAGCGUCGACGAAGUGAUAUCCUCCAGUAGCUGGCGAGAAGACGAGGAGUCGACUCCUGUAAUCAGUGGACUCAUAGACACAGUGGACAAAGUUAUGGGGCACAUGGUGUCCAACCUCGAGGCUAAACCGAAUUCUCUUGUCGCUUUUGGUGGAAAGAGCUAUGUUGCAGAUUACGCCCUGAUGAAGAUCCCGCAGAGUUAUAACAUGCAGAACUACAGAUUCCCAACACAAGGCAAGAACUACAUCUCAGUGCCAGGAGAGGCCUUCGCUACAGAAUCCCAGACCACAAUCGUAGGCCUUUUCUACCACAGCAUGCACAACCACUACAAGCAGAUCAGCCCUCUGAGAACAAGGAUCGACGAGGCGGCGGGAUUUAAGGACCAUAAGAUCCAGGUGGCCAGCUAUCUGAUCUCCCUGAAGGUGGAGCCCUCUCCUGCCCUCUCGGUCAACCUGUCGUCAGAGCCACUGAUCAGAAUCAUGCUAACGCACCAACUGAGCAAAGAGCAACAACUUCAGGCCAUGAACGAGAGCAACAAGGUCUUCCUCUACUGUGCCUUCCUGGAUUACAGCUCCAAGGAAGGCGUAUGGUCCGACAACGGCUGUCUGAGAGCCGGAGGGAACCUUUCCUACUCUGUCUGCGUGUGCAACCACCUGACUAACUUUGCCAUCCUCAUGCAGGUGGUUCCUGUGGAGCUCUCUAAGAGCCAUCAGGUGGCGCUCUCCACUAUUACCUAUGUGGGUUGUUCCAUCUCCAUCUUCUGUCUGGCCAUCACCCUGGUCACCUUCGCUGUACUCUCGUCUGUGAGCACCAUCCGGAACCAGCGCUAUCACAUCCAUGCUAACUUGUCCUUUGCCAUCCUGGUGGCCCAGAUCCUUCUGCUCAUCAGCUUCCGCUUCGAACCCGGGACGUUGCCCUGUAAGGUGAUGGCGGUGCUCCUUCACUUCUUCUUCCUGUGUGCGUUCGCCUGGAUGCUGGUGGAGGGGCUUCAUCUCUACAGCAUGGUGAUCAAAGUGUUCGGCUCCGAGGGCAGCAAACACUUCUACUACUACGGCAUCGGCUGGGGGUCCCCGGUGGUCAUAUGCGUUGUGUCCAUAACAUCAUCUCUGAGCAGUUACGGAGAAGACGGAAACUGCUGGCUGUCUCUGAAGAACGGCGCUGUUUGGGCGUUCGUGGCUCCGGCUCUGUUCGUCAUUAUGGUGAAUAUCGGGAUCCUCAUCGCUGUGACCAGGAUCAUCUCCAGAAUCAGCGCAGAGAACUACAAAGUGCAGGGAGACGCUAACUCGGUCAAGCUCACUGCUAAAGCAGUAGCAGUCCUCUUGCCUAUCCUGGGCAUCUCGUGGACCUUCGGCGUUUUGGCCGUGAACGAUCAGUCCUUCCUCUUCCAGUACAUGUUUGCAGUUUUCAACUCUCUGCAGGGCUUCUUCAUCUUCCUCUUCCACUGUCUGCUAAACUCGGAGGUCAGAGCUGCCUUCAAGCACAAGACCAAAGUGUGGUCUCUGACCAGCAGCUCCAUCCGCAACAUCAACGUUAAGCCUUUCAAUUCAGACAUCAUGAACGGAAACAGAGGGGGCGUGAGCCCGACAAGGAUGAACACGUGGGACAAAAGCACCAACUCAGCUAACCGCAUCGACCUGUCGGCGCUCUAAGAGUCAACGGACAAUGGCUACUGAACACGAACGAUCCACGAACGCGCAGUGAAAGUCGUACUCCUCCUCAGACACACCGGCUGACUUAGCCACCGUUCCUUUUCACGACGACUCGGCGGUUUGACCACGUCCUUAACGCGACCGGGGCGAAGAAAAGACCACGGCUAGUAGCCCCGACAUGUACCGACGUCACCCUUUCUCACUGACACCACUCGCUUCACCAAGACAGACUAGAGUUCAGAGCCAUAUAGUAAAACACGUCACAGAUGAAAACACAAGACUCGUGUUGGAUAACGUAAUCCCUUGUUCGGCGUCCCACGUCAAAGCGUCCUCCUCGUAACUCCGGUAGCUGCUGGAUUCCUACUGCUGUCUGUGACUCGACACUAAACUGUGACACGGGAUGCGUCUCGCCCGAGGACGAGGCCUUCUUCUGAUAUCUGAUUUAGUCGGAAUGAAAAUCAGGCCCGGGUUACACGUGAGCCAUGUAGUACUUUUCCAUUACCAAGGCGCGCGAGCGCUCAGCUGGCGAGAUCGCGCGGCCGCAGCGGAAGCCGUCCCCCGACGAGGAACCGAAUACACGCGUAGGGUUCCGCCGCCGUAUUUCCUCACAGAUAUCGUGCUGUAAUGUUGUCCUCUUCCUACAGAUACUUUAUAUAAAUUAUUGCCGUGACGUCGCUUUCACAGAUAUCUACUGUUUCGUGCGGACGAGACGGUUUCACGCGAAUACCCACGAAGCCAUUUCGACAUCACAGAGCGAUUAGCGCUACUAAUCGCGCGAAUUUGGCCUGUAAGCAGAGCAGAUCCGUCAGUCAAGAUCGGCAUCGGCUUUUGUACCAAACGUCGCUCGUAAACGAAACGUCCGCACGGAGGUCGUUCCUUUAAACUAUAAUGCUGUAGUUGUUUUCUUGUAGCAUAAAUAUUUAAGGUGUAUAAUGACGUAAUUGUGCCUUUGUGACGUCUUUCUUCCUUUCUUUCUUCAUUUGGACUUCUCGAACCCAUUCUCUCCCUAUUCUUGUUUCCUUUCUUUAAAUAUAUAUAUAUAUAGACGGUUUGUGCGUCUCUCAUUCGUUCAACCGCGAUAACCGGACCGACGGCGAUCGGCGAACGCGCUCUAGAGUACGCGUGCGCUACCGAAGAGAUCUCUCUUCGUUCCAAGAGAUCUCUCUUCACAGCUCGUUAUUUUCCCGUUAUUUCAUCCAUGGCCGUGAAUCCCAAAGUGACCGUGUCACUUCCUUCUCAGUUCUGAUAGACCGCGAUCGUGACGCGGCCGGGGUCCGUGCACGGACACCGAUACGCCGGACGCUGUCUAUAAGGGAAAAUAUUUCGGAAGGUUCUUUUAAAAAUCAUUUAAAAAAAGCAAGAAGAGACUCCGAAGAUGUAGGACUGAUGAGUACGGAGUAUAACGCUGAGGAUGAAGCGAUGUACAGCGCAUUAAGAUGGAAAAGAAAAAAAAAACAAAAACAACCCCGUCUUUAUGUUUUGCAUUUUCAUACGAUUAACAAUGUGAGACUGUGUAUUCUGCGAAGUGUUUCGUCCCUUGCUGCCGGCGUGGAGGCCGUUAGAAACGACAGUAGUGACGCUUUUCGGGGUCACACGGCACACGUCGUGGCAGAGAAGGUGAGACGAAAGUCUUUAUUUAUGCCGAUGUCAAAAUAAAACUCCAAUAUACUGUCA
This is a messenger RNA of Ictalurus punctatus (channel catfish), 4883 nucleotides long. RefSeq names its product adhesion G protein-coupled receptor D1 (gene adgrd1). Lineage: Eukaryota; Metazoa; Chordata; Actinopteri; Siluriformes; Ictaluridae. Gene Ontology annotation, biological process: cell surface receptor signaling pathway; adenylate cyclase-activating G protein-coupled receptor signaling pathway. The record is from RefSeq and is a predicted model, not a curated record. Gene Ontology annotation, molecular function: G protein-coupled receptor activity. Gene Ontology annotation, cellular component: membrane. Bases 492 to 3209 code for a protein of 905 amino acids. The transcript has 26 exons.